Molecule: messenger RNA, 5238 nt
Organism: Aspergillus nidulans FGSC A4
Lineage: Eukaryota; Fungi; Ascomycota; Eurotiomycetes; Eurotiales; Aspergillaceae
Product: DNA-directed RNA polymerase II core subunit RPO21
Exons: 5
Coding region: 1-5238 (1745 amino acids)
Biological process (GO): RNA-templated transcription; termination of RNA polymerase II transcription; transcription by RNA polymerase II
Cellular component (GO): chromatin; RNA polymerase II, core complex; nucleus
Molecular function (GO): DNA binding; 5'-3' RNA polymerase activity; RNA-directed RNA polymerase activity
Source: RefSeq, a predicted model, not a curated record
AUGUCUAACGUCUACUUUCCCUAUUCCAAGGCUCCGCUUAGGACCAUAGCCGAGAUUCAGUUCGGCUUGUUCAGUCCUGAAGAAAUCAAGCGGAUGAGUGUGGUCCAUGUCGAGUAUCCAGAGACCAUGGACGAUCAAAGACAACGCCCACGUACUAAGGGUCUCAAUGAUCCGCGUUUGGGGACUAUUGACCGACAAUGGAACUGUGAAACUUGUGAAGAAGGUCAGAAGGAAUGCCCUGGGCAUUUCGGACACAUCGAGCUUGCGACUCCGGUCUUUCAUAUCGGAUUCUUGACGAAAAUCAAGAAGUUGCUUGAGACGGUCUGCCACAACUGUGGAAAGAUCAAAGCCAACACGUCUGAUCCGAAGUUCUUAGAUGCCCUGCGGAUUCGGGACCCGAAGCGCCGGUUUGACCAUAUCUGGCGACUCUCGAAGGAUAUUCUGAUUUGCGAGGCUGACCCACCACCGGAAGACGACGAGUACGGGAAAGAAAGUUCGAAGCCUGUCAGAUUGCACGGCGGAUGCGGCAAUGCGCAGCCCACUGUUCGAAAGGAAGGGAUAACGCUUGUGGGAACGUGGAAGCCAUCGAAGAGCAUGAUGGAUGAGAUGGACAUGCAACAACCCGAGAAGAAGAUAAUCACUCCGCAAAUGGCGCUGAAUAUCUUCCGCAACAUCUCUCACGAGGAUGUUCGCAUCAUGGGCUUGAGUAACGACUAUGCGCGUCCCGAGUGGAUGAUUCUCACCGUCUUGCCGGUUCCACCUCCUCCCGUUCGCCCAAGUGUAGUUGUUGGAGGUAGCACUUCUGGUCAGCGUGGUGAGGACGAUUUGACCUAUAAACUGGCUGAAAUCGUCCGAGCAAACCAAAAUGUCCAGCGUUGCGAACAAGAAGGCGCGCCUGAACACGUUGUGCGCGAGUUUGAGUCUUUGCUACAGUACCACAUUGCUACUUACAUGGACAACGAUAUCGCUGGUCAGCCAAAGGCUAUGCAGAAGUCAAACAGACCUGUCAAAGCGAUUCGGAGCCGUCUAAAGGGUAAGGAGGGCCGUUUGCGGCAGAACUUGAUGGGGAAGCGUGUAGACUUCUCUGCUCGUACUGUGAUUACUGGUGAUCCAAAUCUGUCGCUCGAUGAAGUCGGCGUUCCGAAGAGUAUUGCCAGAACACUGACCUACCCUGAAGUUGUUACUCCUUAUAACAUCGAGAAACUGCAGCAGCUAGUCAUGAACGGUCCGAACGAGCAUCCUGGGGCACGAUACAUUGUCCGAGAUAAUGGCGAGCGCAUCGAUCUUCGGCAUGCAAAGCGUGCAGGCGGGCAACAACUCUUGUACGGCUGGAAAGUUGAGCGUCAUCUCAUGGAUGGGGACGUGAUUCUGUUUAACCGACAGCCCUCCCUUCACAAAGAAUCUAUGAUGGGACAUCGUGUUCGUGUCAUGCCUUAUUCAACUUUCAGACUCAAUCUUUCUGUAACCAGUCCAUACAACGCUGAUUUUGACGGUGAUGAAAUGAACUUGCACGUUCCGCAGAGUGAAGAGUCUCGAGCGGAACUUCAACAACUCGCACUGGUGCCGCAAAACAUCGUGUCUCCUCAACGAAAUGGACCCCUUAUGGGUAUUGUGCAGGAUACGCUUUGCGGUAUCUACAAGAUCUGCCGUCGCGAUGUCUUCCUGACCAAAGAGCAAGUGAUGAACAUCAUGAUGUGGGUUCCUGACUGGGAUGGCGUUAUUCCACCACCUGCGAUUUUCAAGCCCAGACCCAGGUGGACAGGAAAACAGAUGAUUAGCAUGGUAUUCCCGUCGGGUCUCAAUCUCAUGCGCACUGAUUCUAAAGGCGCAGCUCCUUCUUCUGAGAAGUACUCUCCUCUCCAGGAUGGGAACGUCCUCAUUCAUGAAGGCCAGUUGAUGUAUGGGAUGCUCAACAAAAAGAUCGUUGGUGCGAGUGGAGGUGGUGUCAUCCACAUCAUCUUCAAUGAAUAUGGGGCAGAUGCUGCUGUGGCAUUCUUUAAUGGCGCGCAGGCCAUUGUUAACUACUGGCUGCUACACAACGGUUUCAGUAUCGGUAUUGGUGAUACUAUCCCCAACGACCAGACUAUUCAAGCCAUUGAGGAGUGUGUGCGCAAGCGGAAACUGGAAGUUGAGGAGAUUACUGCCACUGCGACUCAGAAUAAGCUCGAACCCCUUCCCGGUAUGAACGUGCGUGAAACAUUUGAGAGUAAGGUCUCUGUCGCUCUCAACACGGCGCGUGAUGAAGCUGGUACUGCCACCGAGAAGAGUUUGAAGGAUUUGAACAAUGCUGUCCAAAUGUCGCGAUCUGGAUCUAAGGGUUCUAUCAUUAACAUCUCGCAAAUGACUGCUGUCGUCGGUCAGCAAAUGGUCGAAGGCAAGCGUAUUGCUUUUGGAUUUAAAUACCGCACUCUUCCUCACUUCACAAAAGACGACUACUCUCCAGAAUCCAGGGGCUUUGUGGAAAAUUCAUACCUUCGUGGCUUGACUCCGACUGAAUUUUUCUUCCACGCUAUGGCUGGUCGAGAAGGUCUCAUCGAUACUGCUGUCAAGACUGCUGAAACUGGUUACAUCCAGCGUAAGCUAGUUAAGGCUCUUGAAGAAGUUAUGGUCAAAUAUGACGGCACCGUCCGUAACUCUCUGGGAGACAUCAUUCAGUUCAUUUAUGGAGAGGACGGUCUCGAUGGCGCACAUAUUGAGCACCAGAAGGUUGAUAUUCUUACAUGUUCCGAUGAGAAGUUUAAGGAGCGGUUCCGGAUUGACCUCAUGGAUCCUGCCCUCAGCCUAGGCCCGGAUGUACUGGAGCAGGCCAAUGAGAUUGCUGGAGAUGUUGAAGUCCAAAGAUACCUGGACCAGGAGUGGGAAGAGUUGUUGAAGGCUCGAGAAGUUGUUCGCCAUGUUGCGAAGGGCACGGAAGAUUCAAUGCCACUUCCUAUCAACAUUCAGCGGAUUCUAGAAAUGGCUCGAACCACUUUCAGAAUUCGCGAGGGAACGAUGAGCGAUUUGCAUCCAGCGGAGGUUAUUCCCCAGGUGCAAUCGCUUCUCGAUAGGCUUGUGAUUGUGCGUGGUGAUGAUCCCAUCUCAAAAGAGGCGCAGGAGAGUGCGACAAUGCUAUUCAAGGCGCAAUUACGCAGUCGCCUUGCGUUCAAGAGACUGGUAACUCAGUAUUCUAUGAACAAAUUGGCCUUCCAACACGUUCUUGGUGCCAUUGAAUCGCGUUUUGCUAAGGCAGCCGCCGCUCCUGGUGAGAUGGUAGGCGUUCUAGCAGCUCAGUCAAUUGGUGAACCGGCCACUCAGAUGACAUUGAACACUUUCCAUUUCGCCGGUGUCUCGUCCAAGAACGUUACACUUGGUGUACCCCGUCUGAAGGAAAUCUUAAACGUUGCGACAAACAUCAAGACUCCCUCUAUGACAGUUUACCAAGAGCCUGAGAGGGCCCAUGACAAGGAGGGAGCUAAGCAGCUUCGAAGUGCCGUCGAAUACACAAACCUACGCUCCAUUACAGAGGCCACGGAGAUCUACUAUGAUCCAGACAUUCAGACCACGGUUAUUGAGAACGAUCGCGACAUGGUAGAGUCAUAUUUCAUCAUUCCGGAGGAUGUUAACGACGACUCUUCUCGUCAGUCCAAGUGGCUGCUCCGUAUCAUAUUGAGUCGUGCCAAGCUUCUUGACAAAGGACUCACUGUGCAGGACGUUGCUACUAAGAUCAAGCAGGCGUAUCCGAGGGAUAUUGCUGUGAUUUUUAGUGAUAACAACGCCGACGAGCAGGUCAUUCGUAUCCGCCAGAUCCAGGACUAUAAGGAAGAUGAGGAUGACGAUGAUAUUGAGUACGAUGUCACCUUGAAGAAGCUUGAACAACACCUUCUGGACACUCUGAACCUUCGCGGUGUUCCUGGUGUUGAACGUGCUUUCAUCAAUGAGAAGAAGAAGAUCAGAGUACAGGAAGACGGGGCCUUGACGGAUGAGCAGUCAGACCCAUUGUGCAGAGAGUGGAUCCUUGAAACAAGCGGCUCAUCCCUCGCUGAGGUUCUGGCAAUUCCAGGUGUCGAUGCCACUCGGACAUACUCAAACCAGUUCAUUGAGGUUUUCGAAGUGUUCGGUAUUGAAGCUGCGCGGGCAGCCGUCCUUCGCGAGUUUACGGUGGUGUUGUCCUUCGACGGAUCCUAUGUUAACCAUCGUCAUUUGGCGCUUUUGGUGGAUGUGAUGACUAUGCGUGGCUAUCUGACCCCGGUUACUCGCCAUGGAAUCAACCGUGCCGAUAAUGGUGCACUUAUGCGCUGCUCCUUUGAAGAGACUGUUGAGAUCCUUCUGGAAGCUGCCGCUUUUGGCGAACUUGACGAUUGCCGCGGUGUGUCAGAGAACCUGAUUCUGGGACAGAUGGCUCCUGCGGGCACAGGGGAGUUCGAUAUUUACCUUGACCAGAAUAUGCUGAACACUGUCGUAUCGAACAACGCUCGUUAUGGAGUGAUGGGAGCUUUGGGAGCAAAAGAUGCGAUCAUAUCUGAUGGCGCCGCGACCCAGUAUGACACCGGAUCUCCUAUGCAAGAAAGUGCCUACAUUGGAACUCCUGAUCCCGACUCGAACUUUUCUCCAAUUCGCCAGGCGGGCGCCGAAACCCCCGGUGGGUUCACCGAAUACCAGCCUUCUGGUGGCUUUGGUGGAUUCAGCCCUGCAGCCACCAGCCCAGCAGGUUACUCGCCCAGCAGCCCCUUCAGUGCCAACCCUACAUCGCCUGGCUAUUCCCCAACCUCCAGCUACUCCCCCACCUCUCCUGGCAUGGGUAUCACAAGCCCGCGCUUCAUGACAUCCCCGGGUUUCUCCCCCGCCAGUCCGUCAUUUGCGCCGACAUCCCCGGCCUACUCGCCUACAUCGCCAGCUUAUGGGCAGGCUUCGCCGACGUCGCCAUCAUACUCUCCAACCUCGCCUGGGUUCUCACCAACGUCGCCGAACUACAGCCCUACAUCGCCAAGCUUCAGUCCAACUUCACCUGCAUUUAGCCCAACGUCGCCAAGCUAUAGUCCGACUAGCCCGGCUAUCGGUGGUGCUCGGCAUUUAUCUCCAACUUCGCCUACUUCUCCGAAGUACACACCUACGUCUCCCGGGUGGUCACCCACGAGCCCCCAGACGUACUCUCCCACGUCACCCAACUUUGCCGGCUCGCCGACUUCGCCCGGUGGACCAACAUCCCCUGGUUACAGCCCUACGUCGCCGGCAUUCAGCCCCACCUCUCCUCGCCAGUAA